Malassezia restricta is the source of this 1533-nucleotide messenger RNA. Its product is annotated as UDP-N-acetylglucosamine--dolichyl-phosphate N-acetylglucosaminephosphotransferase. Lineage: Eukaryota; Fungi; Basidiomycota; Malasseziomycetes; Malasseziales; Malasseziaceae. The transcript has a single exon. Gene Ontology annotation, cellular component: membrane. Gene Ontology annotation, biological process: protein N-linked glycosylation; dolichol-linked oligosaccharide biosynthetic process. The coding region runs from base 1 to 1533 and encodes 510 amino acids. Gene Ontology annotation, molecular function: UDP-N-acetylglucosamine-dolichyl-phosphate N-acetylglucosaminephosphotransferase activity. The record is from RefSeq and is a predicted model, not a curated record.
AUGUCGGUGGGGCGAGUCAGCGCUGGCGCAGGCAUGGUGCUUGUGCUGCUAGCGUGCACGCCGUCAUGCUGGCGCAUGCUGUCAUAUAUCGACAUGGCAUAUCCAGCCCUCGUUGUAUCGAUUUGUCUGAGUGUCGCGGCAUUUUUCGUGACGUACGGCGCCAUCGAAUACUCUCGGAACGCGUUUGCUGCACAGGGCCUGAACGGUGUGGACCUGCUUAAGCGCGACUUUUGGCCCCCGCAUACCAAGCCGCCUAUCGUGCCAGAAGCAUUAGGCCUGCCCUGCGCGGCUGUAUACUUGCUGGCCCUCGUGGUGUUUAUCCCGUUCCGUUACUUCGGAUCGAGCAUGUACGGCCUGCCCAUCGAUGUCGUGGGACGCGGGGCUAGUGCGCCAGGUGUGCAUCAGGACCUCGCGUCGUUCCUAUCCGCGCUAUUGUCCAUUUACUCGGGCACUCUUUUGGGCUUUGUGGACGACGUGCUCGAUAUUCGAUGGCGGCACAAGCUGCCCAUUCCUUUGCUCAGCAGCAUCCCCAUGCUGGUCGUGUACAUGGCAGGCGGCGGCUCUACCAGCAUUGUCGUGCCGGCGUGGCCGCCUCUGCUUCGUCAGACCCUGGGCUGCAGCUCAGUGCAUCUGGGAUGGCUGUACUACGUAUUUAUGAUGCUGCUGGCCACAUUUUGCACCAACUGCAUCAAUAUCCUCGCUGGCAUUAAUGGCGUCGAGGUCGGUCAAGCUCUUGUGAUUGCCGUGAGUGUGUGCAUUAACGACGUCCUGUACCUGAAUAUCCCAGGCGUGAUCCGCGCUGCCUGGGAAAGCUCAUCGGACACACCGUCACCGUCACACAUCCUUGAUGGAUAUCACGGCAGCACAGAUCUCGUCGUGCGCCAUUUGUUUAGCCUGCAUCUCCUUGUGCCAUUUAUCGGCACGAGUCUCGCCCUGUUUCUUUGGAAUCGAUACCCGGCGCGCGUGUUUGUGGGCGACACGUACUGCUACUUUGCCGGCAUGGUACUGGUAUCAUGCGGCAUUCUGGGCCACUACUCCAAAACGCUGCUUCUCUUCUUCUUCCCGCAAAUCUUCAACUUUGUGCUGAGCUGCCCACAGCUUUUUGGCCUCGUGCCCUGUCCUCGUCACCGAGUUCCGUUUGUUGAUACAGAAUCACGGACGCUCUACCCAUCAUGUGUGCGUCUCACGGAGCAUGCACUUCCCACGCGCCUGAUGUUGGCCUUGUUGGAACAGUUGGGCUGCGUACAGCGUAUUUACGACGAGUGCGGCCAGGUCGUCGGCACCACCAAUCUCACACUACUGAACGCCUUGCUCGUUCUACGUGGCGUGCGCGUGGCGCCUGCAUCCAAGGCAGAUCUCAUUGCAUCGAGAUCCAAAACCGAUCCUGUGCUGCGCCCCGCGCCUGUGAGGCAUACCUUGUGUGUUUCUGAACACACUCUCUGGUACUAUACCAUGGGCGUUCAAGCGCUAGGGUCGGCGAUGGCAUUUAUGGUUCGAUACUGGCUCUCGUCCAUUAUUUUUCCCGCUACAUAG